This is a messenger RNA of Trichophyton benhamiae CBS 112371, 2343 nucleotides long. RefSeq lists its product as uncharacterized. Bases 1 to 2343 code for a protein of 780 amino acids. Gene Ontology annotation, molecular function: GTP binding; translation elongation factor activity; GTPase activity. The record is from RefSeq and is a predicted model, not a curated record. Gene Ontology annotation, cellular component: mitochondrion. Gene Ontology annotation, biological process: mitochondrial translational elongation. NCBI's taxonomy places the organism in Eukaryota, Fungi, Ascomycota, Eurotiomycetes, Onygenales, Arthrodermataceae. The transcript is spliced from 3 exons.
AUGAGAGCUCACACCUUGAUGCGACGGCCAGUCCGCGCGUUUACGAACCUUUCGCGCACUUCAAUUCGAUUGCAGUCGACGACACCGUUUGCCCAACGAUGCCUCUUCAACACUCCACUCACUUCCAACAGCAGCCCCCUUCCCCGGUUUCCGCUGAGCGGACGGUGGGAGCCCCGGAGGUGUCUAGCAACUGCAGCAGAGAUCCUUGAGAAAGCCGCCAACCCUGAGGAACUCACAGAAGCCACAAUUAUAGAAAAUAUGAAGCCAGAUGAAAUGAAACACAUGUCACGAAUGCGAAACAUUGGAAUUGCUGCACAUAUUGACAGCGGAAAAACUACUUCGACGGAGCGAGUCUUGUUCUACACCGGACGUAUUAAGGCUAUCCAUGAGGUCCGUGGGCGUGAUUCCGUUGGCGCAAAGAUGGACUCUAUGGAUCUCGAGCGUGAGAAGGGAAUUACAAUCCAGUCAGCGGCCACCUUCUGUGACUGGGUCAAGAAAGAGAAUGGCAAAGACGAAACCUACCACAUCAACUUGAUCGACACCCCUGGACACAUUGAUUUUACAAUUGAAGUCGAAAGAGCUCUUAGAGUUCUUGAUGGUGCCGUUUUGAUUCUUUGUGCUGUUUCCGGUGUCCAAUCACAGACCAUGACUGUUGAUCGACAAAUGAGAAGAUACAAUGUUCCCCGAAUUUCGUUCAUUAACAAAAUGGACCGCAUGGGCGCAAACCCUUUCAAAGCAGUGGAUCAGAUCAAUCAGAAACUUAAGAUCCAUGCUGCUGCUGUGCAGGUGCCAAUCGGAAAAGAGGACGAGUUCAAGGGCGUUGUCGAUUUAAUCAGAAUGAAGGCAAUCUACAACGAAGGAUCCAACGGCGAAAUCAUUGUUGAGAAGGAUGAAAUUCCAGAAGAUCUCCUAGACGUUGUUCAGGAGAGACGAAACAAACUGAUUGAAACCCUCGCUGAUGUCGACGAUGAGAUUGCUGAAAUAUUCCUAGAUGAGAAAGUACCAACUCCGGAGGAGAUCAAAGCAGCUAUCCGCAGAGCCACUAUUUCUCUAAAGUUCACUCCUGUUUUUAUGGGAUCUGCGUUAGCUGACAAGUCCGUUCAACCCAUGCUUGAUGGUGUCUGCGACUACCUCCCCAGCCCUGCGGAAGUCCCCAAUUUGGCUCUUGACCAGAAGCGAAACGAAGCUUCUGUCAAGCUUGUUCCAUAUGCCGAUCUUCCUUUUGUCGGACUGGCCUUCAAGCUUGAAGAGAGUAACUUCGGCCAGCUUACUUACAUUCGUGUAUACCAGGGUACCCUGCGAAAGAGCAUGAACGUGUUCAACGUGAAGAAUAACAAGAAAAUAAAGGUUCCACGGAUCGUACGAAUGCACUCAAAUGAGAUGGAGGAAGUUUCAGAAAUUGGACCCGGUGAAAUAUGUGCUGUUUUUGGUGUUGACUGUGCAUCUGGUGAUACGUUUACGGACGGAAAAUUGGGAUACACCAUGUCUUCCAUGUUUGUGCCUGAGCCCGUCAUUUCGUUAUCCAUCAAGCCCAAGAGCUCCAAAGAUCUGGCCAAUUUCUCCAAGGCUAUCAACCGUUUCCAACGAGAAGAUCCUACAUUCCGUGUUUACUUUGAUCCGGAGAGUGAGGAAACCGUCAUUUCAGGAAUGGGUGAAUUGCAUCUCGAUAUUUACGUUGAGCGCAUGCGUCGUGAAUACCGUGUCGACUGCGUCACUGGAAAGCCUAGAGUGGCGUACCGUGAAGCCCUUGGAAAGCGUGUCGACUUCGAUCACCUGUUGAAGAAACAGAGUGGUGGUCCUGGUGACUAUGCCCGUGUCGUUGGUUGGCUAGAGCCAUCUCCAAAGCUUGAAGUUAAUGAGUUCGAGGAACAAAUCGUUGGUGGAAGCAUAUCGGAGAAGUUCUUGUACGCUUGUGAAAAGGGUUUCAACUUGGCCUGCGAAAAGGGUCCUUUGAUCGGCCAUAAAGUCCUCGGCACGAGGAUGGUCAUCAAUGAUGGUGCUACCCAUAUGACUGACUCUUCCGAAAUGGCAUUCAAGAAUGCAACCCAGCAAGCCUUUAGGAAGGCCUUCAAAGAGGGCGAGCCUCAUAUCCUUGAACCUCUCAUGAAGAUCGUUAUCACCGCCCCAACAGAAUUCCAAGGUGAUAUCAUCGGUCUGCUGAACAAGCGCAAUGCCAUAAUCAACGAUACCGAAACAGGUGUAGAUGAAUUUACCAUCUUCGCUGAUUGCAGUUUGAACAGCAUGUUCGGCUUCAGCAGCCAUUUGCGAGCUGCCACCCAGGGUAAAGGUGAAUUUACCAUGGAAUUCAGUCAUUACGAGAAGGCUCCCGGUCAGCUCCAGUAA